This is a messenger RNA of Cladophialophora psammophila CBS 110553, 714 nucleotides long. RefSeq lists its product as uncharacterized. The transcript has a single exon. Bases 1 to 714 code for a protein of 237 amino acids. NCBI's taxonomy places the organism in Eukaryota, Fungi, Ascomycota, Eurotiomycetes, Chaetothyriales, Herpotrichiellaceae. The record is from RefSeq and is a predicted model, not a curated record.
AUGAUUUCCCUAAUCAACCUUCUCUCGCUUGCUGCAACAGUGUCCAGCGCCGUGGCAGCCUCUCCAUUCAAGCUCUUCACCGCUCAUCGCCUCACUCAUCGGGACAAUGCCGCCACCGUGGCACCUCCCGGCCCUGUGCGCCAACUCCUCUACAUCGCCCCAGAGUCAAACACGUGCAGUGGCGCUACAUACCCAAACGAGUGCGCUGUGUCCUCCAUGCCCGUCGUUCAAGCCAUUGUCAAUUCCUUCGCCAAGUACAACGUCACCACAGCCGAGGAACAAGCCGCGCUCCUGUCCUGGAUGGUGUACGAAAGCGGACAGUUCAAAUUCAAUCGCAAUCAUUUCCCGGCCCCCGGAAAACCGGGCCAAGGAACGAGAACCAUGAUGUCGCCCGCCUUUGUGCAAGAGUACGCCAACUCGAUCCCCGAACUCAAGAGCCAAGUCGCCGCGAUAGGCACGGGAGCGAGCUUGAGCGACGCCCAGGCCGACCAGGUUCUGGCUCUAGUGCAGCCGGACCAAUACUCCUUUGCGGCCGCGGCGUGGUAUUACGGCACGCACUGCACAGACGCCCAGAAGAAGCAGAUCGGGCAGGGCGGGCAGCAGAACUGGCAGACGGCGUUUAUCACGGGCUGUGUGCAGACGACGAUCGACGACGACAGAAUUGCUUACUGGACGAAAGCGUGCCAAGCGCUGGGGGUGACGGUGACGCCGUAG